Rhipicephalus microplus (southern cattle tick) is the source of this 820-nucleotide messenger RNA. RefSeq names its product longistatin. Gene Ontology annotation, molecular function: calcium ion binding. The record is from RefSeq and is a predicted model, not a curated record. Lineage: Eukaryota; Metazoa; Arthropoda; Arachnida; Ixodida; Ixodidae.
CCGACGUGGCUGCUACUCGUGGCCGCUACGCCCUUCUUCGCGCCUCCUCCAGCUGGUGAAAGCGAGCCCCGGCUCCCGAAACUGGCACUGAAAUCCUCUUGUAGUGCCCAGACAGUUGUUACGUUGUACUCAGUCCUAAGACGCGAAACUUGCGCAAGGGGAAGAACAAAAGCCCGUCAAGGAGCCUCUGUGCGUUUAGCCGUGCGAUCGAUCAUCUUGUGCGUUCUUUUUGUGUGUGUGUGUGUGCGGGAUGCGGUCGACGCUCGCUAGUGUGGCUGCCAGCUCGAGGACACCGGUUCUGGCCGCGUUGGGCCUACUUGCUGUGAGCUGUGCUUUCCCGGUGGCGGCGGCCGACAAAGCGGAACAAAUGCGGCACAAAUUUGGACGGAGGGACAUAAUCCACGAUAUCGAGCACCUUAAAGAAGAUCUCAAGACAAUCACAGAUCUGCAAAUCGAGGGCAAGCUGACGGAAGACGAGACAAUGUUUUAUUUUAUGCGAAUGCACGACUUCGAUGACAACAACAAGCUGGACGGCUGGGAGCUGUUGACCGCUAUGAAGCACAUGGUGGCGCACAGCGUUAAAAAGAGCGAAGAAGAACCCACCAUCAACGAGACGAUAGAGGCCGUGGACACGCUGAUGCACUUUGACAAGAACAAUGAUGGAUUCCUGGAGUACGCCGAGCUGCGGACCUCGUCCGAUGACGAACCGUAGGAGGCAGCACCUUCGUGACGACGAGAGAAAAAGCUACAGUGUCAUCGCCAUUCCACCAUGUUGUGAUUUACAGUAUUUAUUAAUGGUGUGGUCACGGCAUACAGUUUG